Messenger RNA from Aspergillus campestris IBT 28561, 1447 nucleotides. Its product is annotated as KH domain-containing protein. The transcript is spliced from 2 exons. Gene Ontology annotation, biological process: 3'-UTR-mediated mRNA stabilization. Gene Ontology annotation, molecular function: mRNA 3'-UTR AU-rich region binding. The coding region runs from base 131 to 1270 and encodes 379 amino acids. Gene Ontology annotation, cellular component: cytoplasm; nucleus. NCBI's taxonomy places the organism in Eukaryota, Fungi, Ascomycota, Eurotiomycetes, Eurotiales, Aspergillaceae. The record is from RefSeq and is a predicted model, not a curated record.
CUCCUCAUUCACCGCCGCAUCUUCGCCUUCAUCUUUUCCUCCCCUCCUGAUUCCCCACUUUUCAAUCAUCUCCACCGAUCCUUCUUUUAUUCUCUUUCGCAGGACUUGAUCCCGUCGCACUAUCGUAAUAAUGGACGCUUCCGAUCUCCACGAGACCAUCGUCGACGAGACCAUGGCUGAUUCCAUCCCCAUGGAUGAGACCGAUCUGGAGGUCACUCCCAAGACUGAGGAGGAAUAUGCCCAGUCUAUGCUCACCCUUCGCGCCAUCGUUUCUUCCAAGGAGGCCGGUGUCAUCAUCGGCAAGGCCGGCAAGAACGUCGCCGAUCUCCGCGACGAGACCGGUGUGAAGGCCGGUGUGAGCAAAGUCGUUCCCGGUGUACACGAUCGCGUCUUGACCGUCACGGGUCCUCUCCAUGGCACCGCUCGAGCCUACGCGGUGGUCGCCAGGAGCUUGCUCGAAGGCGCUCCCCAGAUGGGCAUGGGCGGUAUCGUCUCUAACAACGGUACUCACCGUAAGUCGAUUCAUCUCCUCCCCCGACGGACCCCCGUCGGCGACCAGGCUAACAUUCUCGUGGCAGCGGUGCGACUUCUCAUCUCCCACAACCAGAUGGGCACCAUCAUCGGACGCCAGGGCCUUAAGAUCAAGCACAUCCAGGAUGCUUCGGGCGUGCGCAUGGUCGCGCAGAAGGAAAUGCUCCCCCAGUCGACCGAGCGCAUCGUCGAGGUGCAAGGAACCCCCGAGGGCAUCGAGAAGGCUGUCUGGGAAAUCGGCAAGUGCCUGAUCGAUGACUGGCAGCGAGGAACCGGCACCAUCCUCUACAACCCCGCCGUGCGCGCCAACGUCGGUGGCCCCACGAACCCCACCAGCCCCGGCAACAACGGUUACAACAGCCGCCCCUACAACCGGACCGGUAACGGUGCCGACUUCAGUGACCAAUCCGGCGGCGGUUACGGCCGACGCUCCAACCCCGACACCUCCAACCGCGGCUUUCCCCUGGUCACCGAGGAUGGCGAGGAGAUCCAGACCCAGAAUAUCAGCAUCCCCGCGGACAUGGUUGGCUGCAUCAUCGGCCGGGGCGGUACCAAGAUCACGGAGAUCCGCAGGAGCUCUGGAGCUCGGAUCUCGAUCGCCAAGGCGCCCCACGAUGACACCGGCGAGCGCAUGUUCACCAUCAUGGGAAGCGCCCAGGCGAAUGAGAAGGCGUUGUAUCUCCUGUACGAGAACCUGGAGGCGGAGAAGACCCGCCGCAGCCAGCUGCCCCAGGAAUAAAGCACUCCCCCUGACCUCGCUCGACCUUUUCCUGUGCAUGCUCAUCACGUACCACCAUGUGAAAAACGGCCCUGCAAUCUACCCGAGGGAGAGGACUUGAAUCCCUGUCUCGGGUGUCCUCAUGUCCUCCUUUUCCUAUAAUCCUUUUGUGUCGUGAUCUCAUCUUACUUCUUUUUU